Molecule: messenger RNA, 3012 nt
Organism: Talpa occidentalis (Iberian mole)
Lineage: Eukaryota; Metazoa; Chordata; Mammalia; Eulipotyphla; Talpidae
Gene: ARHGEF39
Product: Rho guanine nucleotide exchange factor 39
Exons: 9
Coding region: 1-1005 (334 amino acids)
Biological process (GO): positive regulation of cell migration
Cellular component (GO): plasma membrane
Molecular function (GO): guanyl-nucleotide exchange factor activity
Source: RefSeq, a predicted model, not a curated record
AUGGACAGCCCGGCCCCCGGCGCUCGGUGCCCGCUGCAGGAGCAGCGCGCCCGGUGGGCGCGGAAGCGAGCCCGCGCCGCGCGGGAGCUGCUGGAGACCGAGCGGCGCUACCAGGAGCAGCUGGGGCUGGUGGCCACGUACUUCGUGGGGAUUCUGAGGGCCAAGGGCACCCUGACACCCCCGGAGAGCCAGGCUCUGUUUGGGCCCUGGGAGCGCAUCUACGGCGCCAGCCGAGAGCUGCUUCCCCACCUCGAAGAAGGGCUGUGGGGCCGCGGGCUGGAGGGCUUUUGCCCCCACCUGGAGCUCUACGUACAAUUUGCUGCCAACGCAGAGAGGGCCCAGACCACCCUACAGGAACUACUAAAGAAAAGCAAACGUUUCAGGAGGUGUGUGCGGCUUCAGGAAGGCCGCCCUGAGUUUGGGGGCCUUCAGCUCCAGGACCUGCUCCCUCUGCCUCUGGAGAGGCUCCAGCAGUAUGAGACUCUUGUUGUUGCUUUGGCUGAGAACACAGGCCCCAGCAGCCCUGACCACCAGCAGCUGACACGGGCUGCCCGGCUGAUAAGUGAGACUGCCCAGAGGGUCCACACCAUAGGUCAGAAACAGAAGAAUGACCAGCACCUCCGGCGUGUCCAGGCUCUGCUCGGUGGACGCCACGCAAAGGGACUUACCUCAGGUCGCUGGUUCCUACGCCAGGGGUGGCUAUUGGUGGUGCCUCCCCGUGGGGAGCCUCGACCCCGAAUGUUCUUCCUCUUCUCUGAUGUGCUCCUCAUGGCCAAGCCUCGCCCCCCAUUGCACCUGCUGCAGAGCGGCACAUUUGCCUGCCGGGCCCUCUACCCCAUGUCCCAGUGUCAACUCCGCAGGGUCUUUGGCCACUCAGGAGGCCCUUGUGGUGGACUGCUCAGUCUGUCCUUUCCCCACGAGAAGCUCCUGCUUAUGUCCACAGACCAGGAGGAGCUGUUGCGCUGGUACCACAGCCUGACUGUGGCCAUCAGCCAGAAGAACUAGAAGAAUCUUACAAAUUCCAGAAUCCAGGAUACUUCAGGGAUAGGUCAGAGUCAGGAGCACAAAGGAAUCUUCAGUAUUAAACAAAACACAGAACGCUUCACGGUUUGAAAAAGGCCUUUUAUGUUUGUGUGAGACCAAGCCACACCGGGUCGUUGGACCAGCUCUUUAAAGAAUCAGGAAACUGAGUCUACCCAAGUGAACCUCCGCUGAGCCAGCCUCUCCAACACAGAUCAGGGCCUUGGAUGAGAGACUCGGUACUGGGUGUAUGGCCAGUCAUGUAUCAAGGUUGCAACUUUGGAAUGUAGCUACUUUCAUUUUGUAUAUUGUUUCUCCCGCUUAUUGUCCCACUGUUUUUAGUAAAGUUUUUUUUUUUUUGAAAGACCUUUCUCUCAGCUAUGCCUUAUGAAAGAAGGGAUUUUUGUGCCCUGACGACUGGCCUGCGGGCCUCAGGAACACAGGGAAGGCCGCAGCUCCCUCUAGCUUCUGAGCUCUCACACGGGAAGGCAGCCUCUUUUUGUCCUAAUAAGGGAAGUUUUUCAAGAAGCCCCAGUUGUUCGGAGGCACCUAGUAUGGGUGUGUGUGUCACCAGCCGGAGUGGAAAAAGCACACGGGAGCAUCCAGUCACAAGAACAGACUUUGUUUUACUAAACUUUCAGCUGCCGUCCCUCCUUUCCAGCAGGGGUGGGGGCUGGGGCCCUUUGCCCUCGCCCUGCUGUAUCUUCUCCUGAGUCCCUGCUCCACUUCCCAGGGAGGAGCCUGGUUCCUUGUCUCUGUGCUCCAGUUCAGGGGCUCCUCCCAGGACUGACUGUUGGCAGCCUCCUCGUCCUCUAUACAUAAGGCCUCGGGAAAGGGGCUGCUGCAUUCUGUGAGGGGAGAUAUCAAGUAUGUUCCAAUUUCAGAGACGCUGUCUACCUCCACCAGAGUCUCUCCUCCCAAUCCUUUACCUGGUUCUAGAACCUCUACACCCUUGUCUGGCUUGUUCUCUUGCAGCAGCUGGUGGAUGGUCUGUAGCUUCAUGUUGAGAAGCUCCUGCUGGGCUCCAGCCAGGGUAGUCACACUGCAGAAAUGUCCACUGAUUGGCUGCCCAAUCUGUGUCCCCACCUCUCCCACCUAGCACAAGCUCCCUUGGCCACGGGGUCACUGCUCCCCUUACCGUUCAAACAGGGGGUCCAGCUGGGCCAUCAGAUUGUUUAGGUGUUGCUCUGUCUGGGCCAGUUGUUGUGUCAAUUGAGCCAGCUGUUGCUCUAGGGAUCGGAGAAAAGGAGAGCAAUGGUACUUGCCUUCUGCUCCCCCCUGACCCCCACCAUGUAUACGCUUCUGCAAAACCCACCGGACUGUAAUGAUUCCUUUUUGUUCGCCUCCUCUUGGAGAACAGUAGCCUCAUCCUUCCCCUGCUGUGGAAGAAGAGAGGGACGGUGCUGCAGCAGCAAGGUGCUCCAUCAUCGCUGUCUCCAAAGCCAGCGAGGGGAGGUGGAUAACCGGAGGCAGGAAAAGCUAUGGGUUUCUGCCUCAGAGAAUCCCAGUCACAUCUAGUCAACUCCUCACCCAGGACAUGAAGCAACAGGUCACCUCGUCCCCACUCAACACCUCCAAGAAUGAGCAACUGCCCGGUUUGAUAAAACUCUGGUUAAUUUAUAUAAAAAGUGAAAAACUGGGCCUCCCUGGUGGCUCAGAGGUUAAGUCUCAGCACUCUCACCACAAUGGCCUGAGUUCCUUCCAUCCCCAGCCAGGGAGCUAACCCACACAUGGCACAGCAGACCUCUCCUGUCUCGCCUGCUGCUCCUCUCAGCAGUGUAUUUCAGUGGAUCUGCCUGUUCUGCCCCCCAUUCUGUGUCUGGUGAAUCCUCUCACCCCUCCCUCCCCCACCUCUGGCCUGUACCCCAGUUCUUGGAUGCAAAAUUAAAUCUUAAAAAAAAAAGCGAAAAGCUGUCCUUCAUGUAUCUCCCAUAGUGCUGACUAGAGCCUUCCAACAUCAUGUUUUCUUUAAAAAAAGAUUUAGUUAUUUUU